Aspergillus terreus NIH2624 is the source of this 216-nucleotide messenger RNA. RefSeq names its product putative glucose repressible protein Grg1 (gene grg1). Lineage: Eukaryota; Fungi; Ascomycota; Eurotiomycetes; Eurotiales; Aspergillaceae. The record is from RefSeq and is a predicted model, not a curated record. The coding region runs from base 1 to 216 and encodes 71 amino acids. The transcript has 3 exons.
AUGGAAACUGUCAAGAACGCCGCCAACUACGUCUCCGAGACCAUCCAGGGCACCGGCGCUGAGGCUUCCAAGGAGGCCAACAAGCAGGUCGCCAAGGACUCCGACGCCAGCAUCAGCACCCGUGCCAGCGCUGCGAAGGACGCCCUCGGGGAUAAGAAGGACGAGUACUCGCAUAACACCAAGGCUGAUGUCCACAAGGAAGCCUCGAAGCACUAA